Messenger RNA from Toxoplasma gondii ME49, 354 nucleotides. RefSeq lists its product as hypothetical. The record is from RefSeq and is a predicted model, not a curated record. The transcript is spliced from 2 exons. Bases 1 to 354 code for a protein of 117 amino acids. NCBI's taxonomy places the organism in Eukaryota, Apicomplexa, Conoidasida, Eucoccidiorida, Sarcocystidae.
AUGCUCUCUGAGCCAAAACGGGAGGAACAAGAGGCAGUAACCCAUCUGCGUUGCAUCCGCGAGUUUUGCUCUUUGUCGGGCUCUCACAGGAAUAGCGGCAAACGCAUUUGCUUAAGUUCAUUCAUUAAAACAUACAGUUCCUUCUCUGCGUGCCUCUUCCAGGUUUCCACGACUACAGUGACGCGGCAGAUGUGCCUCCGAAUAGAGAGCCUUCUUACCGAGGAACCAGACCUGACACAAACAGAUGGAGGCCUGCCUAUGGGCAACCAGCAGUCGGACUGGUGCAAGGAAAUUGACGCACGACAAAACAUGCAACUCCGGAAAGCGCGACAACGGAGAGAAAACGACGCGUGA